GAGUGAGUUUUUGGCUUAGAAGGUAUCUCUUCAGCAGAAUCCAUAAUGAGGAAAUGAGCAGGGCUUUCAGUCCCGCCCGGAGAACAUGACAUAGAACCGAUCUUCAGCUGGUGAAGGCUGGUCUUGCCUAUUUGAAACCACCUCUUUAUACUGACCAAGAUCUUGCCUCUGGUAUUUAACAGAAACGUGAAGACCCACAAAAAGAUUGUUAUCUUCUUGCCCACUGUCUCAAAAAGUUGAUACCACAUCCAUCAUCCUGAUAUCAAAGCAUCGAAAAUACAUUUUUAAGGAAAUGAACAAUCUAUUGCAAAUAGGGUUGCUAUAGAAAUACAUGGAAAAUUAUGAUCAGUUGUUUAUAUUACUCCGGGAAAUAGCAGCUCAGGAUUUCAGGACAUAUCAAAGGGAUAGCUACAGGAGCUGGAAAAAAUUUGUAUUGUAUGCCCAAAUAGAGAUAUGUAACAAAUUGUCAGGACAACCCAUCUACAAAGUGCUGAUGUGUUUGGAGAUUAGGGUGAUGAAAGCCAACUUGAAGAACAGAGAAAAUGAAUCACAGAGUCCAAAAGGUGGUUUAGACAGGGAUGAUUUUCAAAAAGAUUCGGGAGAUGAGCACUAUACCUCUCCUAUUUUGGAAAUGGAUUGUUCCCCCGAAUAAUCAGUUCUAUCAGAAUUCUGAUCUUUCUCUUUGAAGUGAUGUUGCAUAUCCUAUUUACAAAUAUUUCUCCAUCUCCAUAUGGGUAUAAUCAAGACAUGAAAAUGAUGGCUAAUCUUCCUGUUUAUUCUGCGUUUGAUUUUUCUAUGCUUUUUUCUUUCCCUUUUCACAGCCAAGGAUAUGAUCUGUUAUGCCAGGAUUUGGGAUUCUCCCUAAAUCUUUCAUUUGCUACCACUGUACAGUCCUUUGGUGGCAGGUACCACCCCGAGACAGAUCAAAGCAUUCUUCCGCUUUGUUACAGCAUCAGAUUUACUGGCAGUAAUUGCUAUGCAGAGGCAUAACAUAUAUACAUCACUCACUUAGGGUAAUUUUAAUGUGUGUGUAUGUUGUGUUGUGUAUACUGGCUGGGACUUCAAAGGAUGCUAAUGACCAUUACAUUCCAUCUGAGUAAGAAUAGCUUUUGAAAUUCCCAACUUCCAUUGCUAAUAUAUAUCAAAGUUUUAUGUUGCACGGGGAAAAAUAUGUAAAAAAUGUUGACGUGUCCUACAAAAUCUGUUUAACAUUCAAGGGAUUUCUAAGUGUCUUAUGCAUGGGGUUUGCGAAUCUUCAUAUCCCACGAAACUGCCAAAUUGCAUCUUAUCUGCGUCCAACACAAAUGCCCCAUGUGCUCAAUGACAUGUGGUGAGUUGGUGCAUGGUGGCCAUAGUACCCUGAUGCAAGCAGAUGGCUACUGUUGCUAUUCUCCUGGCUAAUAAUGCUGCAUAUCAUUUACCAGAUAGCACGUGGCUGUUUGAGGUUAUGAUGUACAAGAGGUUAACACAGAUGGAAUCUACUCUGAGGGUGCAUCUACAUGUGACGCUUUAAUGCACAUUAAAAAUGAACGCACAUGUAGAUGUGUUAAAGCGCAUUAACGCGCAUUAACAUGCAUUAACGCUGUGUGUGUGGACUGACUUGGGUCUAAAGUAAAUGCACUUUAAUGCCUGCACAUGUAGACACCUGCCUAAACCCGCUUAAUGCACAUUAAGCUAAUGUGCAUUAAAUUUAGGCAUGCUUAAAUGCAUGUGUAGACAUGCCCUGAGAUCAGUUAAUAUAGAGAUAUCUCCAGAGGCUACCAGUAAAUGAGUAUGUAUGGAACUCAUGCUCUCAAAAUGAAGUAUUCUUCUUUUUAAAUAUCCCUCUUUGGUAAAAUAUCCUUUAUACAAGAAGAAUGUUGAGCAAAAGAGAGAAAUGGAAGAUACGAGGAUUAAUUCAUGAAUAUAGCUUCUCUUCAAUAUAUUUUAUCCAACCUCCCCCUCCCAACCAAAAGAUACAAUAGUCCGUAUCUUGCCUCCAAGACAUCAAUUCAAGCAUGCACCAGUUAGCUUGUUACAUUUAGAAUCAAAAUGUGCAGUAAUUACUGAAAAGACCUAAUAAACCAUUUAUCACUAAGUCAUCAAUCUACUGAACUUGUAUUAGGAACUGGUAGCCACUGACUUGUUAACUUUCAGGAAAGUCCUGGAUCUGAUGUGAAGUCUUGAAACAAGGAGCUUUGCACUGAGGCUUCUGUAGCACCGGGAUCACUGAUUAUACUGGGCAACAAAACAUGGUACCUUCCAAGUACUUCUCAAACUGCGUAGGGGGUAUUGCAGGGUGGCAUAGGACAUCCAGCAUGAAUUAGCAUAGAUCAUCACCCGUGGGCCAGGAUGAAAUCUUUGCGGACAGCACAUAUGUUAACUAUAGCUGAGUGAACAGUGUUAACAAUCUUGCUUUGAGUAAUCCUCUGGAUUCUAAAGUUAGUCCUGCUUAGGUGAUUUUCACAUUGGAGUUUUACAUAUUUGGCAAUUUUCAGCAGUGCAAAUGUUGGUAUGAAUGCUCAGCCGGGUGCCAAAAGUACAUUUUGUCUUAAAUCCUCAGUUGCAAAAUUGCUGGUGAUAAAUGAUCAACUGAAAAUAUUUACAACUGCAUCUGUCCUCUGAAAUUCAUGUUUUAAAUGACAUUGCACUUAACCUGCAUAUGUAAGGGGACUCACUUUAUAUAACUAAUUUAUGGCAACUAACCCAUCCUGCUUAUUUAAAUUAUAAUUAUAUAAAGUACAUGCUUUUCACUGUUAAUUGAGUAUUUUGUGCUCAAAGGCUGCAAUUCGAAUACUGUGAAAACCAGGUAUGAAACUCCCAAGCAGUAACAAAUGAACAGUUUUGAGAAUUUCAUUAUUAUAUGGACAACUUUCUUAAAAGAUCUAUGAGCUAGUAAAGUCUUAUUUGUGCUCUCUUGUGUGGAUUUAGGAUUAACUACCAAGUUAACAAGAGUUACACAGGCAGUUUUCAUUGGGCGCUGACAGAAAUGACAUUUGUCACUUGAUUGGCCCCUUGAAGCACUCUACAGCCGUGCCUGAACAGAAGUGCACAGCUGCAGAGCACUUUAAAAGUGGCCGAUCACAUGAUGAAUUAAUCCUCAUUACAUAAAGGUUCAGAGGAAGGUGCUCUAAAGUGGAGCACCUUAAUUUACUUCUGUGUGAUUGAGGGGGCUACAAUUCACCCACCUCCAGUUUAGUGCAGCCUGGGCAAACCCUGGCCCGGAGCUCCCUCCCCUCCAUUCUCCCCAUCCCACUAUGCAGAAAGCACUGGAGCUUGGGGGGCACAAGGGGAGAGAGGCUGCAGACAUGCAGUGCCUUCUGCAUCAGCUCCAAAGUGGCGCUUGAUCCCUUACACCCCCAGAACCAACAGCAAAUGUCACUGUAACUCAUGGUGCUUUCUGUGAAGUGCCAUGAGUUACUGCAGGGGAGCUGCACUUUUGUCAGCACCCAUUGUUUUUGUGAUCUGGGCAGCGUAAGAAUCAAAAUGUCUCUUAGAAAAUUUGUCCAUGAAGGGCAAACAAGCCUGCAGCCUGUCUGUUCAAGAGCUCUCUUUCCUCAUGUUCUAAUUUAGCAGCUACCAUAACAAAGCCUCCUCCAUCUUGGGUUAAAUAGCGUGAAUAAGGUGUUCUCUGUAACAACUCUUCUUAGGAAUGCUCUGUCUUCUCAUUGCCAGACAAUCAUAACUUAUUCUGAUCCUCUAGACCAGUGGUUUUCAACCUUUUUAGACUCAAGGUGGUCCUACUCAAGGCACCCCUAGAUAAACUUGAGGUGCCCCUUGCAAAAUGUCUGCUCUUGGUUUUCACUCUUUUUUUUCACUACAGGAAAAUAAUAGAGUGUUCGGUUUUUUUUCUGUUGCAAAGACCUCAGACCAUGAUGAUGGAUUUCUAUUUCAAAUCUCUGGGUUUAUCUUGUGAAUCACAUUUGCAAACCUAACAGAGCUAACGCUGUAUGGCAUGCCUGGUUAAGAAUCACUGCUUUGGCAUCCUCUAAAGCAGUUGUUCUCAACCUUUUUUGUACUGGGACCCAUUUGUAAACAUCGAUGGGCAGUCUCAACCCAGACUCUUGACCCAUUGCCCCCAGGCCCCCAGCAUGUGGGGUGGAGGAGAUGGGGCAGGGGGCCCCCAAAGCAGACAUUUGCAAGCUGGAACUGUUAGCCUGCAAGGGGAAACCCAUGGUUUUUCUCCUUUAAAGGAGAAUCCAUUUUUUAAAGGUUGUUCACAACCCUUUCAUGUAUUCUUGCAACCCACUUUUUGGUCACGACCUGCAGGUUGAGAAAUGCUACUCUAAAGCUUAUCAGUUUUAGCAGGCACUAGGAGAUGCCAAAGACAGCCGAAGCAGAGAUUUGUCCAUAGGAAACUCAGUGGGGACGUAAAGCUUAAUUGAACGUACAGUGGUUGGUUACCAAGUGGCUAACACAAUUGUCUGCAAAAGCUGACUUCACAGAAAUUCCUCCAGGGCCUAAUUUUAUGUCUUGUACUGACUCCCAAGCAAAACAGAAAAGAUUUUCAGCACAGGUAAGAAAAACAAGUAUGGUUCUACUUUGUUGCUCUUUUUUGUCAUUAUGUUUGUGGGGCUUUUAUGCACCUAGAGCGGUGCCUUUUGGUAUUGGGAACUGGUGUAUGAUCCGAAUCUGAGCAAACAGACGUGCUGCUGCGUAGUAAGCUGAGAUCGGAAACCAGAGUGGGAUCACAAGCCUUUUGCUUUGUGUCUGCAUGCCUAAUGUUACUAGUGCCGUAGGAGGCUGGAAAGAUGAUUUGACCUAAUGCAGCAGUGGCCAACAUCAAACUAAAUUGUGCAAGUGAUGUUUUGAAAGGGCUUGCUUCCAAAACAAGGGUGGCACCCAUUCUACAUCUGACCUAUAAUCUUCUUUCAAAGUUAACACCCACAUGUCCUAUGAAUUAAUUUGCUAAGAGCUACUCAGGGGAAAUUUUUUUUAACCUGAAUGACCCUCCUUUAACUUACUAAUGACUUUUUCCUCUUCUUUAGUCUUUGUUGUGAACAUGUUUUGAACUUCCUCCAUGGUCUAUUUUUGUUCCCGGUACAGUUCUUCAGUGAGUUUAUCUGACUGGCUAUUAAACCCCCAGUCUAAUGAAUGACAGGCUUGUCAAGUGAACGUGACUGAAGAGCUGUUGAAGAUGCCUGGGAAGUUUUAUCCCUAAACAGAGAUGGCAUUGAUCAUAUCGCUAUAUAACCCACAGAGAGAGAGCUGCAAUGCUUACUGCACAGCUCCCCACUUCAUCUUCAAAGAAGUCACCAUGAGCAGGCCGGGGAGGUUGACAAGAUCCAUCAAUAGACAAAGAGGCUUCAGUUCAGCUUCUGAUGUCUGUGGCGUAGAGAGACGUGGAGCCUAUAAAGCCUCUCCGUGCCCACCUGUUGGAAUAUGUGAAGUGGGUGACUACAGCAGCAGGAGUGCCUGUACCCUGGGUGGAAUGAGAAGACUUCCCCAUGGGACUGGAUAUCUCAGCGAGGGCUACAGUGCCGGAGGCCACAGGGGGGCAGGUUACAGAGGUGUUGGCUCUGGACGAUUUGGAAGAGUUAACAGCAGGGUAGACGUUUGUGGCCAUAGAGGUUAUGGCACUGUUCAAGGUUAUGGUACUCUGGGAGGCUACACUGCUUGCAAGCGUGAUGGUAUCCAAAGGGUCUGCAUUAACAAGAGUCUUCUAACGCCCCUGUGCGUGGGAGUUGAUCCACAGGAACAUCAGGUCCGAUCCCAGGAGAAGGAGCAGAUGAAAUGCCUCAACAACCAGUUUGCCUGCUUCAUUGACAAGGUGCAAUGUCUGGAGCAGCAGAACAAGGCGCUGGAGACCAAGUGGAAUCUCUUGCAGCAGCACACAAUGCCAGCCGCCAGGAAAACUCUUGAGGCGUACUUUGAGAAUUACAUCUGUAAGCUGAAGAAGCAGCUGGAGUGUUUGCUGGGUGAAAGGGAACAGCUAUCCAACAAAGAGUGUGUGGCAAAGAAGCUUGUUGAUGAGUUUAGGUGCAAAUAUGAAGAGGUAAUUAAUAAGCGGAUGACUGCAGAACAUGGGUUUGUGUUGGCCAAGAAGGAUGUGGACUAUGCCUUUUUGAACACGGAAGAGCAAGAGGUGAAGGUGGAUUUGUUGAAAAGUCAGCUGGAAUUGCUGAACCAUGUGUUUACAGAGGAACGAGCUCAGAUGGACUGCCAACUCUGUGACACCUCUGUCAUGGUGAAAAUGGACAACCGCCGAGACCUGGACAUGGAGAACAUCAUCAAGAAUGUCGAAUGCUGCUACAAAGAAAUAGCUCAGAAGAGCAAAGAAGAAGUGGACGCUCUGUACCAAACCAGGUUCCAGGAACUUCAGGAGCAAAGGGGCAGAUUCUGUGAUGAUCUGGAGAGCAACAAGGGGGAGAUUGCACAGCUGACCCAACUGAUUCAGGAGCUGCAAUGUGAGCUUGACAAUGUGAAGAAGCAGAUUGGCUGCCUACAGACAGAUAUUCGUGAUGCUGAGCAGCAUGGGGACUUCACCCUGCAAGACGGCCGGGCUAAACAUGUGGAGUUGCAGAAUGCCCUGCAGAAGGCCAAGGACGAAUUGGCAAGCAUGCUGCGGGAUUACCAGGAGCUGCUGAAUGUCAAGCUGGCCCUGGAUAUUGAGAUUGCAACGUAUAAGACAUUGCUGGAGGGAGAAGAAAGCAGGAUCUGUUCAGGCACCCCUGUGACUGUAGCUGUGGUCACCAGCUCCUGUGAUAUAGCCGAACAUUUUGAGUCAGCCGCUGGAAUCGGAGGUCCUAGAAGGGGAUUGAGCUCCAGAAGCACAGGGGUCCAACCCAGAAGAAGAGCGAGCUCUGUGGUGAGGCCACGCGUCCAGGAAGGUGUAGGCUGCUUUCCAUACGCAGGGCUCAGCUCCCGAAGUGAUGGAUUUAGCUCUCAAAGCUGGGGUUACCAAUCCAGGACAGUGGCGAGCACUGCAGGAGGCCCAGGUUUUUGUGGAGGUGUAGCUUGUUGCCCCAAGGGUGGACCUGUCCCCAAAAAGGGGGAAGUUAGUUCUCAUAUUGCAGUAUGCCAGCCUGGAAGCACGGCCAACUUUGGUCCUGGAGGAUGCGUUGUGAGACAUUUAGGGAGCUCUCCAAUUGUUGGUGAAGCUUGCCUUGGGGUUGGAGGAUGCGACACUGGAGUCGUGAAGCCGUAGCAGCCUUUUAGGCAUCCUGUAUGCUACUCGGCCACGUUCCCAUGGCCUGUUAAUGGUCUCAUUUGCCCUCUGGGUUUCUUGAGACUGACAGCUCUAUAAAUCACAAGGGAACUUACCAUAUUUUCUCAUAUACAAUCCACCCUAGAAUAUGAUACACACCAGGCAUGCCUACACGUGAUGCUACAUUGUCGUAGCGAUACACUAUGGUGAUGUGGUAUCCACAGGUGUCUACACGUGACCAGCAGCUACUUCGCCGUAGCAGCGUGCUCCCCCGUUAUAGCGCACCGCUAUGGCAAAGUAGCUGCUAAAAAUAACUAUGCACAGUGCGUAUGGCGCAGUACAUGUGCUUCCUCCAAAAGGAAGUCCUAAAGCACGGUGCCGUAACAACAUCACCAUAGGGCAAUGUGUUGACAUGCCCACCUUGUUUUGAAAGGCAGGAUAAAGAAAAAAUAUCCUUCCUUGCAGGAAGUAACUGAAUAGCAGCAGCUAGGGAGCCAAGCCUGCUCAGUGGUCUGCUGCCUGGGGAGUGCAUGCAGACUUCACUUUCACCCAGCAAAGGCUGAUCUUACUGUGUUUCCUUGCAUAUAUGCAUACACCGAUUUCCAAUUUGGGGGGAGAAAAAAAUUGCAUGUUGUCUGGGUGAAAAGAUGGUAUUUUUUGCUACGUCCCUUUCCAAAGAGUUUCCAAAAAAGAAGCAGUGAUUUAAUUUUCCCUGAGGGCAUUGCCAAGGGCAACACUUGAUUCUAGAGCUGUUUGGCUGUGUUUCCCAAAAAGCUGCUCCAAAUGUUCGUCAAAGAAAUGUCAAUUUUCCAAGCGUGUUUGGUUAGCACUUUAACCCCAUGCACUGAAUAUCACUUGCCGAUGAAUACAUGCCACUCUGUUGCACAGGAAAACCUGACUUCUCCAUGAGCACCAUUUUCAGAUGUGCUCAGCACUUACGAAGGCAAUCAAAGCCACUGUGACUUAUUGGUGCAAAAUAUCACUGAAUCGUCUAUCCUGUUGGAUUUGCACACACUUUGCCUUUACUAAUGGUCACGACCUCUCAUCUUCCCACUGGACCAUCAAUAAACUCAGUGAAUUCAUGUUUUA
This is a messenger RNA of Alligator mississippiensis (American alligator), 8215 nucleotides long. Its product is annotated as keratin, type II cytoskeletal 4-like. The record is from RefSeq and is a predicted model, not a curated record. Gene Ontology annotation, cellular component: keratin filament. Gene Ontology annotation, biological process: intermediate filament organization; keratinization. The transcript has 10 exons. Gene Ontology annotation, molecular function: structural constituent of skin epidermis. Bases 5147 to 7126 code for a protein of 659 amino acids. NCBI's taxonomy places the organism in Eukaryota, Metazoa, Chordata, Crocodylia, Alligatoridae.